UGAAGUGGGCGGGCUGGGGCCGCUCGCGCUCCCUCCUACUUCCCCCUCUGCGUCCGCGUUCGCGGCUCCCGUUUGCAUCAUCUCCAGCCGGCGGCUGCUCCAGGGAGGCUGGGCGCGAUCCUCUCCGCCCGCGGCUCCAACCCGCACUCUGCGCCUCUCCUCGCCUUUCUCGCACCUGCUCCUGCGCCAGGCCGGGAGACCCCCGGGGCGGCUUCCCAGAACCUGCGGAGCACAACUGGCCGACCGACCCAUUCAUUGGGAACCCCGUCUUUUGCCAGAGCCCACGUCCCCUGCCACCUCUAGCUCGGAGCGGCGUGUAGCGCCAUGGAGAAGAGCAACGAGACCAACGGCUACCUUGACAGCGCUCAGGCGGGGCCUGCGGCCGGGCCCGGAGCUCCGGGGACCGCGGCGGGACGCGCACGGCGUUGCGCGGGCUUCCUGCGGCGCCAAGCGCUGGUGCUGCUCACCGUGUCCGGGGUGCUGGCGGGCGCGGGCCUGGGCGCGGCGUUGCGCGGGCUCAGCCUGAGCCGCACGCAGGUCACCUACCUGGCCUUCCCCGGCGAGAUGCUGCUCCGCAUGCUGCGCAUGAUCAUCCUGCCGCUGGUGGUCUGCAGCCUGGUGUCGGGCGCCGCCUCCCUCGAUGCCAGCUGCCUCGGGCGUCUGGGCGGCAUCGCUGUCGCCUACUUUGGCCUCACCACACUGAGUGCCUCGGCGCUCGCCGUGGCCUUGGCGUUCAUCAUCAAGCCAGGAUCCGGUGCGCAGACCCUUCAGUCCAGCGACCUGGGGCUGGAGGACUCGGGGCCUCCUCCUGUCCCCAAAGAGACGGUGGACUCUUUCCUCGACCUGGCCAGAAACCUGUUUCCCUCAAAUCUUGUGGUUGCAGCUUUCCGUACGUAUGCAACCGAUUAUAAAGUCGUGACCCAGAACAGCAGCUCUGGAAAUGUAACCCAUGAAAAGAUCCCCAUAGGCACUGAGAUAGAAGGGAUGAACAUUUUAGGAUUGGUCCUGUUUGCUCUGGUGUUAGGAGUGGCCUUAAAGAAACUAGGCUCCGAAGGAGAAGACCUCAUCCGUUUCUUCAAUUCCCUCAACGAGGCAACGAUGGUGCUGGUGUCCUGGAUUAUGUGGUACGUACCUGUGGGCAUCAUGUUCCUUGUUGGAAGCAAGAUCGUGGAAAUGAAAGACAUCAUCGUGCUGGUGACCAGCCUGGGGAAAUACAUCUUCGCAUCUAUAUUGGGCCAUGUUAUUCAUGGAGGAAUUGUUCUGCCACUUAUUUAUUUUGUUUUCACACGAAAAAACCCAUUCAGAUUCCUCCUGGGCCUCCUCGCCCCAUUUGCGACAGCAUUUGCUACCUGCUCCAGCUCAGCGACCCUUCCCUCUAUGAUGAAGUGCAUUGAAGAGAACAAUGGUGUGGACAAGAGGAUCAGCAGGUUUAUUCUCCCCAUCGGGGCCACCGUGAACAUGGACGGAGCAGCCAUCUUCCAGUGUGUCGCCGCUGUGUUCAUUGCACAACUCAACAACGUAGAGCUCAACGCAGGACAGAUUUUCACCAUUCUAGUGACUGCCACAGCGUCCAGUGUUGGAGCAGCAGGCGUGCCAGCUGGAGGGGUCCUCACCAUUGCCAUUAUCCUGGAGGCCAUUGGGCUGCCUACUCAUGACCUGCCUCUGAUCCUGGCUGUGGACUGGAUUGUGGACCGGACCACCACGGUGGUGAAUGUGGAAGGGGAUGCCCUGGGUGCGGGCAUUCUCCACCACCUGAAUCAGAAGGCAACAAAGAAAGGCGAGCAGGAACUUGCUGAGGUGAAAGUGGAAGCCAUCCCCAACUGCAAGUCUGAGGAGGAGACAUCGCCCCUGGUGACACACCAGAACCCCGCUGGCCCCGUGGCCAGUGCCCCAGAACUGGAAUCCAAGGAGUCGGUUCUGUGAUGGGGCUGGCCUUUGGGCUUGCCUGCCAGCAGUGAUGUCCCACCCUGUUCACCCAGCCGCCAGUCAUGGACACAGGGCACUGCCCUUGCCAACUUUUACCCUCCCAAGCAAUGCUUUGGCCCAGUCACUGGCCUGAGGCUUACCUCUCGGCACUGGCAUUGGGCUCCCCAGCCGGAACUGGUUACCAAGGACAAGGACACUCUGACAUUCGGCUUGAUCCAUGUCCAGGUGCAACUGUGUGUACACCAGGGAUCUGUUUGGAAACAACCCCUUGAGCUGCCAGGCUCAAGAAAUCAUGGACUCACAGGGUCCUGUGUGGUUACAUCUUGGAAAAAAUGCAGAUGUAUUUCACUCUCCCCGGUCAGCUCUGCAUCAGGUGUUUUCUGAGCAAACCAAGGGGGUUUAUAGUCAUCUGUCGCAUUGCCUCGAGUUGCAGUAAUUGAAAAAAUGCUCAAAUUCUUAGCCAUGGCUGGCCUUUGCUGAGCUGGGACUCAGGUGUUUAAAGAGUUUGUGCUAUAGCUAGGUGUGGAUAGCUUCUGAUCCCUGGGUUCUGGGAGACUGCAGGUGCCGCACAUUGUCAAGUUAGAAAUACUCCAGGUGGGUGUUAGCGCUGUGGGGGUCUCUGGUCCACAGCCUUGGGUAAACAACUUAGAUUUUGAGGUCAAAGAAAAAAGGAGAGGGAAUGCAGCCUUGUGGGGGUGAAGCGGGGCAGAGGGUUCUCUAAUCUAAUCAGGACAGGACAGGUUUCACACACAAUUGUCCCAGUUCGCAUCCCAGCCCUGGGGCACUUUUCUGCUUCCUUCCAGAGGCCUGGGCCUCUGAUAACACUUUAGCUUUUUCUCCAUUCACGCUGAUUUGGCAAAAGGCCAGAGAUGGGCCUCCUUCCCUGGGGAGGUGUGAUGUAGUUAUCACAUUCAGGACCCUUGUUGAUUUAUCAUCUAUUAUUUGAAUUCAACUGGACACUCUGUAAAAUGCUGCACUGCAGCAAAAACAAAACCACCACCACCCCAGAGAAAACCAUGUACUAAUUGGAGUGGGGUACCCCCAUUCACAGGUUCCCAGGUCCCCUGGCUUUGGCUGAUUUCAAAAUAUAGAGCCCUUUCUUGCCAGUACAUCCAAGUUUAAAAUUAUCAGCGAAAUGGUCCAUGUUUUUCCAAUUACCUGCUGACACGGUUCUAAGCUAAGUGAGGGGGAAGAUCUGAGAGCGUGCUGUUUGUGGCUGUUGAUGCAUAUUCGUGAUGUAACAGGUCCUGGGGCCUCACUUUACCCCAUUUGUAAAAUGGGGCUAAUGUCACCUGCCUCUUACCUACCUCAGAGGGAUUUGGUGAGGCAAACUGUUAAUCUUCGAAAACGACCAUUUCACUUCUUGGAUAUCAAGUGCUAACCCAGUAUGUUCUUCUUUUUUAUGUAAGGGACAGCUUUCUCCACAGAGUCCUUCUGCUGGUGAGGACAGCAUUUCUGAGCAGGGCUUUGUUCUCUAUGUGCAUUAGGACUUUAUCAUGCCCUUGUUCUGUGUGUAGUUACUUGACAGCAUCAAAUGCAGCCUCUUCCUAAUGUCCUUCCAGUUUUCAUGAACUAGCAACCCCACCUUCCACCAUGGUUCUGGGCGCCUGAUUUUGCUGUGACUCCCAGACCCAGCCACUGUUUCUGCCACCCUGUAACAGGCCAUUAAAGCUCCCCAGUGUUCAGCCUCCUUCA
Messenger RNA from Pan troglodytes (chimpanzee), 3621 nucleotides. It is a transcript of the gene SLC1A4, whose product is annotated as solute carrier family 1 member 4. The coding region runs from base 325 to 1923 and encodes 532 amino acids. Gene Ontology annotation, molecular function: L-alanine transmembrane transporter activity; symporter activity; L-serine transmembrane transporter activity. The transcript is spliced from 8 exons. Gene Ontology annotation, biological process: L-glutamate transmembrane transport; L-serine transport. NCBI's taxonomy places the organism in Eukaryota, Metazoa, Chordata, Mammalia, Primates, Hominidae. Gene Ontology annotation, cellular component: plasma membrane. The record is from RefSeq and is a predicted model, not a curated record.